AUGCCUUCCGUAGUAGCAGACCGUCCUCGUGACUGUACUUCUUGCAGAAUAGUUAGUGCUGUUGGUCUAAUCGGCAUUGGUGGCUAUUUAGCUAAUGUUGCUUGGCAAAACAAAACAACAGCUGGAAAAGUUGCUAUAUCUACUAUGUCGCUUGCAUUUGUGUCUCUGGGUAUUGCAAGAUAUAAGCAAGAGUAUCCUUUUAACAAAAAAGACGAUGAUAGAAUUGUUUAA
Messenger RNA from Pieris macdunnoughi, 231 nucleotides. Lineage: Eukaryota; Metazoa; Arthropoda; Insecta; Lepidoptera; Pieridae. The record is from the annotation of a GenBank genome assembly.